GGAGAGGGAGAAGGAGAGAGGGGCAGAGGAGAAGGGAGAGAGGGAGAGCAUGCAAGACAGGAAGGAGCGCCUUAGAGUCUCUGAAGCACGAAAGAGAUAACGGAUUAGGAAUUUUUCAGGCAACUGUCAUCCCGGAGAGCAGCCGGAGACUAACCAUCACCCCAACUCUGACGUUUCCUACAAGAAGUUAGAGACUUAAGCAGUAUUGACAUCGGAGAGAAAUGGUAUGCUUGAUGCUGUGGAAAAUACCCCAGAGCUGAAGAAGUGCAACUGGAUGUUGUGUGUGUGUUAAAUACCAGAAGAGCCCAGACCCCGUGGGUAAUAGAGACGAAAUGUGGAGAGAAUGACUAACGACAAAUCUGUGAAUUUGUUCUCUGGAGUUGCUAAUUUGCCAGCCCGAAGCAACACAUUUUACAAGGAGGAAACGUUUUGCUGCUUCUGAUUUCUCCCCAAACUGGUGCUACCAGAUGCAUGGCUUUCUAUGUGUUGGAACAAAUCAUUCCUAACUGCAGCAUACCAGGAAAGGGGAAAGGUUGAGGCAACUAACUGGCUGUCUCCAAAUAAGCGAUGAGAUGUAAUGCCUCCUCCAGUCCAUGCACGCUUCCUCUUGCAAUUCGUGCAUCAUUCCUCAGUGGAAACCCUUAAACCCUAAAAUCCGGGAAAAGAAAAUAAAUACAUUAUCAUGGACCUGAGGGAUUUUUACCUGUUGGCUGCUCUGAUUGCCUGUUUAAGGCUGGAUUCCGCAAUAGCUCAAGAACUUAUUUACACUAUUAGAGAGGAAUUGCCUGAAAAUGUGCCCAUAGGAAACAUACCAAAGGAUCUGAACAUUUCUCACAUCAAUGCUGCCACAGGGACCAGUGCCAGCCUUGUCUACAGACUGGUUUCUAAAGCUGGGGAUGCCCCUUUGGUGAAAGUAUCCAGUAGCACUGGGGAGAUUUUCACAACCUCCAAUAGAAUAGACAGAGAAAAACUCUGUGCUGGAGCCUCUUAUGCUGAGGAGAAUGAGUGUUUCUUUGAACUUGAGGUAGUGAUCCUCCCCAAUGAUUUUUUCAGGCUGAUCAAAAUAAAAAUAAUUGUCAAGGAUACCAAUGAUAAUGCCCCCAUGUUUCCAUCUCCUGUCAUCAAUAUUUCCAUUCCAGAAAACACUUUGAUCAACAGCCGCUUUCCAAUUCCAUCAGCAACAGAUCCUGACACAGGCUUCAAUGGUGUUCAGCAUUAUGAAUUGUUAAAUGGGCAGAGUGUUUUUGGACUGGAUAUCGUGGAAACUCCGGAGGGAGAGAAGUGGCCACAAUUGAUUGUUCAGCAAAACUUGGACAGAGAACAGAAAGAUACCUAUGUGAUGAAAAUCAAAGUAGAGGAUGGAGGCACUCCACAGAAAUCCAGCACGGCCAUACUGCAGGUCACAGUAAGUGAUGUAAAUGACAACAGGCCAGUGUUUAAAGAGGGUCAAGUGGAGGUGCACAUUCCAGAGAAUGCUCCGGUAGGCACCUCUGUAAUUCAGCUCCAUGCCACUGAUGCAGAUAUAGGCAGUAAUGCUGAAAUACGGUACAUUUUUGGUGCCCAGGUCGCCCCUGCAACCAAAAGACUCUUUGCUUUAAAUAAUACUACUGGGCUGAUAACAGUUCAGAGGUCCUUAGAUCGAGAGGAGACGGCCAUUCACAAAGUGACAGUGCUGGCUAGCGAUGGCAGCUCCACACCCGCUCGAGCAACGGUUACCAUCAAUGUCACUGAUGUAAAUGAUAACCCUCCUAACAUAGACCUCAGGUACAUUAUAAGUCCCAUCAAUGGCACAGUGUAUUUAUCUGAGAAAGAUCCUGUCAAUACAAAGAUUGCCCUAAUUACAGUUUCAGAUAAGGACACAGAUGUGAAUGGCAAAGUGAUCUGUUUUAUUGAGAGAGAGGUCCCAUUUCAUUUGAAGGCGGUGUACGACAACCAGUAUUUGUUAGAGACCUCCUCUUUGUUGGACUAUGAGGGCACCAAAGAAUUCAGCUUUAAAAUUGUUGCCUCUGAUUCUGGGAAGCCCAGUUUAAAUCAGACUGCCCUGGUAAGGGUUAAGCUUGAGGACGAAAAUGACAACCCACCAAUUUUCAACCAGCCUGUAAUUGAGCUGUCAGUUUCUGAAAACAACCGACGUGGGUUAUACUUAACAACUAUUAGUGCCACAGAUGAAGACAGUGGGAAAAAUGCGGACAUUGUUUAUCAGCUUGGGCCGAAUGCCUCCUUCUUUGAUCUGGACCGAAAGACAGGAGUUUUGACAGCCUCCAGAGUCUUUGACAGAGAAGAACAAGAACGUUUCAUUUUUACAGUAACUGCCAGGGACAAUGGGACCCCUCCCCUCCAAAGCCAAGCGGCUGUGAUAGUUACUGUUCUGGACGAGAAUGACAAUAGCCCCAAGUUUACUCAUAAUCAUUUUCAAUUUUUUGUGUCUGAGAAUCUGCCAAAGUAUAGUACUGUGGGGGUAAUCACAGUGACAGAUGCAGAUGCUGGGGAGAAUAAAGCUGUGACUCUUUCCAUUCUAAAUGACAAUGAUAAUUUUGUGUUGGAUCCCUAUUCUGGAGUCAUAAAGUCAAAUGUCUCAUUUGAUAGAGAGCAGCAGAGUUCCUACACUUUCGAUGUCAAAGCCACUGACGGAGGACAACCACCCCGCUCCUCUACUGCAAAAGUCACUAUCAAUGUCAUGGAUGUCAAUGACAAUAGCCCAGUUGUCAUUUCUCCACCUUCCAACACUUCUUUUAAGUUGGUGCCCCUCUCGGCCAUUCCUGGCUCUGUGGUAGCAGAAGUCUUCGCCGUGGAUAUUGACACGGGGAUGAACGCCGAGCUCAAGUAUACAAUUGUGAGUGGGAACAACAAAGGCUUGUUUCGGAUUGACCCAGUAACAGGUAACAUUACUCUGGAAGAGAAACCAGCGCCUACUGACGUGGGCUUGCACCGUUUGGUGGUCAACAUAAGUGACCUGGGAUACCCAAAGUCUUUGCACACGCUCGUGCUUGUUUUUCUCUACGUUAACGACACUGCUGGGAAUGCCUCCUAUAUCUAUGACUUGAUUCGCAGGACUAUGGAGACCCCACUGGACAGGAACAUAGGGGACAGUAGCCAGCCCUAUCAAAACGAGGACUAUCUCACCAUCAUGAUCGCCAUUGUCGCAGGUGCCAUGGUGGUCAUAGUCGUGAUCUUUGUCACUGUCCUGGUGCGCUGUCGCCAUGCAUCCAGGUUUAAAGCAGCUCAGAGGAGCAAGCAGGGUGCUGAGUGGAUGUCCCCGAACCAGGAGAACAAACAAAACAAGAAAAAGAAAAGGAAGAAAAGAAAGUCUCCCAAGAGCUCUCUUUUGAACUUUGUUACAAUCGAAGAGUCCAAACCCGAUGAUGCAGUGCACGAACCUAUCAACGGGACCAUAAGUCUGCCGGCUGAGCUGGAGGAGCAAAGCAUAGGAAGGUUUGACUGGGGCCCGGCCCCUCCCACCACCUUCAAGCCUAACAGCCCUGACCUGGCAAAGCACUACAAAUCUGCUUCUCCACAGCCUGCUUUCCAUCUUAAACCAGACACUCCAGUCUCCGUGAAAAAGCAUCAUGUGAUUCAGGAACUCCCUUUGGACAACACCUUUGUCGGGGGUUGUGACACCCUUUCCAAACGCUCUUCCACUAGUUCAGAUCACUUCAGUGCCUCAGAGUGCAGUUCCCAAGGAGGCUUCAAGACAAAGGGCCCCUUACACACCAGACAGUGUAACUCACACAGCAAAAGUGACAAUAUUCCUGUCACUCCUCAGAAAUGUCCCAGCUCUGCGGGUUUCCACAUUCAGGAGAAUGAAGAAAGCCAUUACGAGUCGCAGCGCCGGGUUACGUUUCACCUCCCCGAUGGCUCCCAGGAAAGCUGCAGUGACAGUGGUCUAGGAGACCACGAGCCAGUGGGUAGUGGCACCCUGAUCUCACACCCUCUUCCUCUGGUUCAGCCACAGGACGAAUUCUACGACCAGGCCUCUCCGGACAAGAGGACCGAAGCAGAUGGCAACUCUGACCCCAACUCUGAUGGGCCUUUGGGUCCCCGAGGAUUAGCUGAAGCUACAGAGAUGUGCACUCAAGAGUGCUUGGUUUUGGGUCACUCUGAUAAUUGCUGGAUGCCUCCUGGCUUGGGUCCAUAUCAACACCCUAAAUCUCCUCUCUCAACCUUUGCACCCCAGAAAGAAUGGGUCAAGAAGGACAAGCUUGUGAAUGGGCACACCCUUACCAGAUCCUGGAAAGAAGAUAGCAACAGGAACCAGUUCAAUGACCGUAAGCAGUAUGGCUCCAAUGAAGGCCAUUUCAACAAUGGCAGCCACAUGACAGACAUUCCUCUGGCAAAUCUGAAGUCUUAUAAGCAAGCAGGAGGUACUAUUGAAAGUCCGAAGGAGCACCAACUCUAAAAAAAA
Messenger RNA from Enhydra lutris kenyoni (northern sea otter), 4402 nucleotides. RefSeq names its product protocadherin 9. Gene Ontology annotation, biological process: homophilic cell-cell adhesion. The record is from RefSeq and is a predicted model, not a curated record. Gene Ontology annotation, cellular component: plasma membrane. The coding region runs from base 683 to 4396 and encodes 1237 amino acids. Gene Ontology annotation, molecular function: calcium ion binding. The transcript has 5 exons. NCBI's taxonomy places the organism in Eukaryota, Metazoa, Chordata, Mammalia, Carnivora, Mustelidae.